Molecule: messenger RNA, 3176 nt
Organism: Entelurus aequoreus (snake pipefish)
Lineage: Eukaryota; Metazoa; Chordata; Actinopteri; Syngnathiformes; Syngnathidae
Product: cilia- and flagella-associated protein 99-like
Exons: 14
Coding region: 138-2147 (669 amino acids)
Source: RefSeq, a predicted model, not a curated record
CGUAAUGAUUAUAUAUGAUCUCACCUUGGGCAAACGUCACAGUAAGUUACGUGUGUACUGCAAACAUUUGGACAUUCCUUGCCAUUCUUAUUUUGGAUAAAGUUAUCACAAGUAAGGUGUCAUUGUGUUGAUUUAAAAUGGCAAAAAGCAACGGAGACCUUGUGAAUGAGGCCAUUGAGCUGCUGGAUAAGUUCAAUGCUGGGAAGCAGAGUUUGGAUGACUUCAUAGAAGAUGCCGUCAAGGAUCUGCAGAAUAUGGAACCUCAGCAUAGGAAGUUCAUUCUUGAUCUUGUCUCUGGAUGCACCGAGUACAAGAAGCUACUGGAGGUAGUCGUCAAUCCUUUCUAUGGCCAGGGGGGGAAACUUAUAUCCAAAUGUUAUUACAGCCAUUUUGUUGGUAAGUUGGGAAAAAAAACAUUGGUUUUGGUUUUAAAUGAAAAUGACUUACAGUUGUCGUGUUUGUGUUGCUUUUUAGUGAUAUGUUACCUCACCAUAUUCUACUUUGAGGACCUUGGACUUCAGGAAUUCAGUAACAUUGUGAAAUCUCUGGACAUUAGGAAAAUGCACAAUUUCCUGGGCUUCUUCUUUACAAACCUCACCACUUGGAUACAAGAUGAAUGGAAUUGCAUCUAUGAUAUUGCAUAUGUGAAGGACCACUGGAUUGCUCCUCUGUUAAGAAAGCGCAAUGAGAUUGAGGCCCUCAUGGAGAAGCUUGCUGCAAAAGAAUCUGAAGGGAUCCAGCCACAUAAAACUCCAUGCAAAACCACUAAGUUUGAGGCGUUCUCGUUUGUUAAGCCCAAACCGCUAUUUCCACCUAAAUCUACGCCCAGCCCUAUCGUGGAAAAAUACAAACCAAUACCAAAGAGCACUUACAACACUCCAAAAGAGAUUCAGCUGUUAGAAGUGAUCAAGCAAAGGAACCAUCAAAUGACUGAGGAGUUACUGCGCAAGAACAAUAUGACACAGUUCCGGUGUACAAAUCUGACAAAGUCUGAGCGCACACAGAGAGUGCUGUACCAGAUAAGUGAAGAGUUGGAGUCAAGGCUUAAGUUUGACUCCAUUCAUUACGUUAAACCUCCUCCUAUUAAGAACGUCAGUCCUAUCAAAGUCAACACUGCAGCUAUGCUGAGACGGCGGGCUCUGUAUGACCGCCAUAUGGAGGAAGCGCUGCAGAGAAUAGAGAGUCUGGUGCAGGGAGCACAUGAGCCCUCAGUCUUGCUUCAGAGGCAGAGAGAAAUGCGUGAGAGAGAAUUUCACGAGAGGUGGGCCAGGAUUGAUCUAAACCAUGCCGAUGCUAAUCUCAGCCAUUGGGAGGCCACUUUGGCCCGCACACAAACUGUAGAACGAAACAAGAAGGCUGCUCAGCUCAAAAAAAUCGAGGCCUCCAAACGCUGUCAGAAAAAUGCACAGAAAAAGCUGGAGGAAGUAAAAGAGAAGAAAGACCUGGUGCACAAAGUGAUAGAAAGUUACAAUAACUCCACAAAAGCUAAAGAGAGGGUGAAUAAAUUCAAGCAAAGUGCUGUAAAAGAAUUCGCCGAGCACAAUCAAGAGCUCGUUCGUCAAGCACAAGAAGAAGCCAAGGCAGCGCACAUCAAGAGGUUGGAAUUUAUAAAUGAAGUCCACACCAUGGAAUGUCUUCCUACCCAUCGAAACAACACAUUUGAUGAUACGGAGAUUGCAGGCCAUGAGCUGCUGUCAGAGAUGUCCCAUGUCGAGCUUAAGGAGCGUCUGUUUCUCACAAAGGAAGCAAAGAUGUACGAAAAGCAGGCCAAGCGACAGUACAUCCAGGAAGAGAAGCAGCGAAAGAAGACGCAGCUGUCGGAAAACAUGGACACCGUCAUCCUCCAGAGUAGGGCUAUGGCGAAGGCUGCUGCCAUCAGGAAAGAGGGAGAGAAACAAGCCAAGCUCCGAUUGCAGAGGGUCGCUACUCAGGACAAGAAGGUCUUGGCCUUGCAGAAGAAACUUGAAGAGGUGAAGAAAGAGUGCCAGAAACUAAAGCAAAGUGAAAGCAACGUUAAUAAAUCCCCAAAGCAGGCAGCAUCACACACAGUUGAGACCCACAACGAAGAUGGAAUGCAGAAAAUGAAUUGGGAGGACUUGGAGAAGCGUUUAGAGCAGUACAUCGGGGGGAAAGACUCCCAAAGAUAAUAUUACUCAGUGGUGCAGAGAUAUAUACUUAUCAAUAAGUUUGUUAUUGUGGUUGCAGUGUAAAACUGCACUACUGAAUAAGUGCUUAAGCAGCAUGUUUGAUGGAGAUAUUUCAUCAGUGUUACCCAUUAAUGCAUUUAUUUAUGAUGGAUUUAUUUAUGAUGGCUCGUCACGUGCGACCUGUUCACUUUUGUUCAUAACCGCAUUAUAACGUACUUGGUCUGCCAGAGAAUAUGAGGGUGGCGCUGGUGGUAUAGGUGACCGUGUCACUAUAUUAAGCCCGUUUAGCGCUCUCGAGAUACUGGUUUAGAUACCGGUACUGUUUUUUUUUUUUUAUAAAGCGACUAGCACUGAAUCUAGUGAAGAUUUUUUGGGCAUGAAAGUUGACCACUGCUAGUUGUUCUUUUCAACAAGCAGAGAGUUAUGCUGUUGGCCCCUCCCCCUCUAAAAGAACAACACAAAUGUGUUUCACAUGUUUUUACUCAUAUUUUGCUAAUGCGUCAUGGCUAAUUAGCAAACUAUGAACCGUUGGGAAGGACAGCACCUUUUACCAUCAUCACCCAACCUGGCAUUGUAGGAUCGUGGCAUUGUUUUCCUCUUUCUCAAGCUCAUCAAGACAUGGACAAUGACAAGAUGGCCACGAAGUGGAUCCCAGAAGAAUUCCUGCAGGAGUGCAUGAAGGCUUGGCAGCAAAGCCUGGGAAAAUGCAUCAGACUGCUAAGGGAUUUAUAGUUUGGCUGUAAAAUACAGUGUAGCAUUUUGUAACACCAAUCCUGGAUUUUUCUAAACCUAUAAACCUCAUAUGAUAUAAUUUAAUAAAAGAAGGGGCCAUUACCAACAGUUUUGUGGACAUUUGACAGUGCUUAUUAAGCUAUGUUUUAGAACAGGGGUGUCCAAAGUGUGGUCCAGAGGCAAUUUUUGCCUCGCACCUCAGUUUUUAUUAGCCCAGAGCACAUUCUAAGGACAAACACGUUGAGGAUUAGAAUUUAAAAACAAAUUAAACAUUCGAUGUCCAGCAACUUUUUGCAU